Drosophila obscura is the source of this 1905-nucleotide messenger RNA. RefSeq lists its product as uncharacterized. Gene Ontology annotation, biological process: protein localization to plasma membrane; GPI anchor biosynthetic process. Bases 137 to 1699 code for a protein of 520 amino acids. The transcript is spliced from 2 exons. Gene Ontology annotation, cellular component: membrane; endoplasmic reticulum. The record is from RefSeq and is a predicted model, not a curated record. Gene Ontology annotation, molecular function: glucosaminyl-phosphatidylinositol O-acyltransferase activity. NCBI's taxonomy places the organism in Eukaryota, Metazoa, Arthropoda, Insecta, Diptera, Drosophilidae.
UAUGCUAUCUUUCGGUUUUCCGAUAAGUUGUGGACGGACUAUACUAUCAGCGAGCAGAUUAAGUGUUAGUUUUAUCAGCAUAUUGAUAGUCGCAUAGCCGCUGGCCUGCCGCUGCCUCAGAAGUCCGCGAGUCGUCAUGGGCAGUCAAGCGAUUGCGGUUCCUGGAGCGGGAGCGGGAGCUUCGAUCCCAGCACCGAUGGACAACAGCAGUGCGUACGGCGGAGGAGAAGACAAAAGCGUAGACGUGGGCGAUCCUUGGCUGCAGCAGGUCGUCGUCUUUGACUGGCAGCCCGCGGAGAUUCUCGCCCAGAAUGCCGAGUCCAUGCAGCUCAUUGUGGCCACAUUUUGGUGUGUGCUUCUGGCCCGUGUUGCCGCCCAGCAGCUCUGCCCCCGCUCCAGCCCCACCUUGUGCUACGCCGUGGAGUUUCUGCUCAUCGUGCCGCCCGUAGUUCUGCUCGUUACGGUGGCCAGCGACUACUGCACCCACAUUCUGCUGCUGAUGCUCGUCUGCUCGCUGUGGUUCCUGUUCCGCAGCCAGGCCCUGCAGCGGGCCCGCGCCCGCAGUCAGUUCGAUCUGGGCGGCACCCGUCCCACGGUGCUCACGCUGGUGCGUGCCCUGACCCACCUGAUCACGGCCGUUUGCAUACUGGCCAUCGACUUUGGCAGCUUCCACCGGCCCUACCGCAAGAGCCGGACGUUCGGGGCCAAGCUGAUGGACACGGGCAUCGGACUGUUCGUGGUCACCAUGGGCCUGGUGUCGCAUCGGACGCGGCACACCAAAGAUCUUCGCCGGAGUACGGUGUAUGCGGCGCUGCCGCUGCUGCUGCUGGGACUGGCGCGGACCGUGGCCCUGCUAAUCGUUGGCUACGGCCAGGAUGAGCACGAGUACGGCCGCGACCUGAACGCCUUCUUUACGCUGGGGCUGACGAAGCUGUUCGGAUCGCUGGCCAGCCUAGUGGCUCGCCGGGAUGUGCACCUCCUGCCACUGGGCGUGGGUCUCCUGGCAGCCCACCAGAUGUCCCUCAGCGUUUUCGGUCUCUCCGACUACGUGAUGGACGAGGAUGUGCCGCGUGCGACGCUGUUCAGCGCCAACCGGGAGGGUCUGGUCUCGCUGCCCGGCUUCGUGGCCAUGUACCUGCUCUCCAUAUACCUCAGGCGCUGGCUCAUGGCUGCCACGCUGCUCAGCUACUCGGACAUGGUCCGGAAGCUGCGGCGACUGCUCCUCCUGGUGCUGAUCCUGUGGUGCCUGUUCGGGGCGAGUGCCUUCGCCGUUGGCAUCUCCCGGGUGACGUGCAACUUUGGCUACGUCGUCUGGACGCUCUCCAUCAUAUGCACCAUUAUGUGGAUGGCCCUGUUUGGCGUGGACUUUGUCAUAGACAGUGUCCUGGCCCGGGAUCCGCAUGCGCUGGCAGUCGAUAGCCAGGAAAAGGGUCAGCUGCUGGAGCCGGCAGGGGCGGAGGGAGAGGGCAAUGUCUCUAGGAAUGGCAAUGCCAUCGGCAGUUUUGCCAUCUGCCAGUCCCUGAACCUGAACGGUCUGACAUUCUUUCUGCUGGCCAACCUUUUGACCGGCGGGGUCAACAUAUUCCUCAAGCCAGAGGAUCGCAGCCAAGCCGAAUCUGUGCUCAUUCUGCUCGUCUACAUGUUUCUGGCCACCAAGGCGGUCCACGAGCUGCUCAAGAGAGGUGUCCGCCUGGCCUGAGAAUAAGUUUCCUGUGAUUAUUUCAUUGAAUUUUACCUUUAACUUUAACUUGAAUUUGCCUAAGUUUUUGUAUGUUUUAUCAGUUAAUAGUAAAUACCAUAAUUUUAGUUAAUACAUAAUGAUUUAUAAUUGCAUUCCCUUCCAUAUGUGGGAGCAGCAAAAUGACCGACCCGAUCGCGAACAAGUACAAUUUAUUAUCUCUAAAA